Molecule: messenger RNA, 861 nt
Organism: Vitis riparia (riverbank grape)
Lineage: Eukaryota; Viridiplantae; Streptophyta; Magnoliopsida; Vitales; Vitaceae
Product: prostaglandin E synthase 2-like
Exons: 1
Coding region: 1-861 (286 amino acids)
Cellular component (GO): mitochondrion
Molecular function (GO): prostaglandin-E synthase activity
Source: RefSeq, a predicted model, not a curated record
AUGAAGGGAGACUUCUCAGAAAUCCAGCUAUGGCGUCAUGGUCAACGGUUCCCUCAUAAGCUCGCCAGUCACUUACCUCUACCCGCUCUUGCCGUAUCCGGAACUAUGUUAUUGUCCGGACUAGCUCAGGAUGUUCCCGCCGAGGAUCCGAUGCAUCCCAAGAAGUUCCUUCCAAACGACGUAGUUCUGUAUCAGUACGAAGCCUGCCCUUUCUGCAACAAAGUUAAAGCAUUCCUGGAUCACUAUGAUAUUGGAUACAAAUUUGUGGAGGUGAACCCCACAAACAAAAAAGAGAUAAAAUGGUCCGAGUACAAGAAAGUGCCUAUACUAACAGUUGACGGUGAACAAAUGGUCGAUUCAUUAGAUAUAAUUAAUAAGUUGUUCCAAAGGAUUCAUCCUGAGAAAUACCUUGAUUCUGUCCUAGACGGUGAUGAAGAAAGAAAAUGGCUUGGGUGGGUUGAUAAUCACUUGGUGCAUGUCUUAUCUCCAAAUAUAUACCAGAGUGCUUUUGAGGCUAUCGAAUCAUUUGACUAUAUCACAACCUAUGGAAAUUUCAGCUUCACAAAGAGAAUAAUAGCAAAAUAUGGCGGAGCUGCAGCCAUGUAUUUUGUGUCAAAGAAACUGAAGAAGAGGCAUAACAUCACUGAUGGACGUGUCGCCUUGUAUGGAGCUGCAGAAACAUGGGUGGAUGCUCUAAAGGGCAGGAAAUUCCUUGGUGGCCUGGAACCUAAUUUAGCUGAUCUAGUUGUAUUUAGUGUCUUGAGACCCAUCCGACACCUCAAGUCUGGGAGAGACAUGGUGGAACACACUGGGAUUAGCGAAUGGUACAAUCGAAUGAAAGCUGCUGAAGAUGGGAAUUGA